GUCUAAUCAAAUUUUCGACGUUCGACCGUUUGCGACGUAUUGAUAAAAACCAAAAAAUAAAACCAUAAUAUUAUUCUGUAUGCGACAAAUUAUUUGACAUUCGUUCAUAUCGAAAAACAAACAUUUGUAUUAUUAAUUCAAACAUUUUUUAUUUGCUAUUAGUGCGUACAGGUGCAACCUUGGAGAUGGAUCACAGAUUAUGACAAUAUUGUAUACGAAAUAUUUAUUGAUUAUUCGGAUUAUACUACCUGUAUAAAUACACCGAAGCCCUGAAGUAAGACAGUAAUUUUCGUUUUCCAGGGACAAAGUUUCUGCAAAAAUGGUGGCUAGAGGAGGAAAAACGAGAUUAAUUGGUUUCAUUUGCAUGGUUUUGGUUUUUUCGGCCGUGCUGUACGUGUUUCAUGAAACACAAGUAGAAUUGGAUGGCGUCCGUAAUUCGGCUUCCUCAUGCACUCAUCAGCUAGAGUCUAUAUCAUCUCAAUUACAAGUCAUCGUUGAACAUAAAUUGAAAUUGGAAAGGUCAUUAGAAGAAGAAAAACAUGAACAUAUGAAAACCAAGGAGGACCUUAAUGCAGUAAUUCAAGAUGAGAAACAGUUGCGUGAUAAACAAAAUGUCGAUUCUAUGAAUCGAUAUAGCGAGAUAGAACGAAAUCAUGAAGUAUUACAGGAAGAAGAAAAAAAUUUAAGAGAAGAAUUAGAAAAAUUGAAAUUAAAAUUUUUGGAAGAAGAAAAGAAAAAUAAACAACUUACUCAAGAAUUGAAUGAUGCACAAAACAAAAUACAAAAUCUGAAUAAUGAAAAAGUUAAAUUAGAAAGUGGAAAAGAAAACUCAGAAAAUGAUCAAAAUAAUAACUUACAAAAAUCAAAUGAAUUACCAGAUAUAAAAUUCAUUCAGAAAUCAAAUGAUAUUAUGAAUGUUACAAAAUUAAAAAGUGGUUCAGUAACUCCAGCAAUUAAUCCACAAGCAAUAGACGGGGCUACUGCUAAGAGUUCAACACCAAUGCUAAGUCCAAUAGUGGUUUCUACAAACAAUUUAACAUUACCUAUUGAAAACAAUGAAGCAAACCCAAUUAAUCAGCCUAUUAUUAUAGACAUCAGCUCUGAUAAAGUACCAAAUAAUGCUUUGGUCCUACAAAAUGAUACUAGUUCAACUCAAGAAUCUCAAGUUGGUGGAAAUGAAUCCAUGAAAGCCAUGCCUGCCCCACCUCAAGAGGAGACUGUUAAGAAAGAUUCAUUGAACAAGUAUAGCAAUGAAGAAGACAAAAUAUCAAAGCAAAAAAAUAAUUCAUAUAAAUAUGAAUAUGAACAAGAACGUUUCAAAGAAGAUGGUGAGAUAGACAAUGAUGAAGAUAUGAAUGAUUUUGAUGCAAGAGAAGAUGCACAUCAACCAGCAAAUAAUUAAUUUUAUUUAUAUUUAUAAUUUAAAGUAGGUACCUUUAUAAUAAAGUUAAAUACUUAAAUUAAGAUACA
This is a messenger RNA of Myzus persicae (green peach aphid), 1470 nucleotides long. RefSeq names its product Golgi integral membrane protein 4-like. The record is from RefSeq and is a predicted model, not a curated record. Bases 320 to 1402 code for a protein of 360 amino acids. Gene Ontology annotation, cellular component: Golgi membrane; Golgi apparatus. Lineage: Eukaryota; Metazoa; Arthropoda; Insecta; Hemiptera; Aphididae. The transcript has 11 exons.